AGAGCAGUUGGUGAAGAGGAAGACGCGGAGAUACCUCUCCCUAUAAUCUAUUUCUUGUACGCAAGAAACACUCUCCCGAAAGAUCCUCCUCUUAAACUAAAUCUCUCCCCGCCCCCGCCCCGGCUAAAAAGAUUCAAUUUUGAGCAAAACCCCUUUUGUGUCAUCAAGGAUGAAGCGACAAGUCGGCGGAGGAGGAGUACAGCGGGUGAGAUCCGCAAGACCCACCACAAUUCACGAUUGCGCUCUCUCCGGCGAUCUCAUUUCCUUGCAGAAGCUUCUCAAAGACAACCCUUCUCUUCUCAACGAACGCAACCCCGUCAUGUACCACACGCCGCUUCAUGUUUCUGCUGGAAAUGGCAAUGUUGAUAUUGUCAAGUAUCUCUUAGAUUGGCCUGGAUCCGAUAAAGUUGAGUUGGAAGCAAUGAACACUUAUGGUGAAACCCCAUUGCACAUGGCAGCCAAGAACGGCUGCAAUGAAGCUGCUAAGCUACUCCUUGAGCGUGGUGCUUUUAUCGAAGCCAAAGCCAGUAACGGUAUGACACCAUUGCACCUUGCGGUUUGGUAUUCUAUUACCUCCAAAGACAUCUCAACUGUUAAGACGCUGCUGGAUAAUAACGCUGAUUGCAGCGCUAAAGAUAAUGAAGGGAUGACUCCUUUGGACCAUCUACCACAAGGACAGGGCAGCCAGAAGUUGCGUGAAUUGUUGCGCUGGUUUCUCCAAGAGCAGAGGAAAAGAAGCGCGCUAGAGUCUUGCGGUAAGACCAAGGCCAAGAUGGAACUACUUGAGGAAGAGCUGUCCAAUAUCGUUGGACUAAGCGAGCUGAAGACACAACUGAGGAAAUGGGCUAAAGGAAUGCUUUUGGAUGAGAGGCGUAGGGCUCUUGGGAUGAACAUUGGAACUCGGAGGCCUCCACAUAUGGCGUUUCUUGGAAAUCCUGGGACUGGUAAAACCAUGGUUGCUCGAGUUCUAGGGAAGCUGCUUCACACGGUUGGAAUCCUACCAACCGAUAAGGUAACAGAAGUUCAGCGCACAGACUUGGUUGGUGAGUUUGUUGGUCAUACAGGGCCAAAGACCAGGAGAAAGAUCCAAGAAGCUGAGGGAGGAAUCCUCUUUGUGGACGAAGCAUACAGGUUGAUCCCAAUGCAAAAGGCAGACGACAAGGACUACGGUCUAGAAGCUCUGGAAGAAAUUAUGUCGGUCAUGGACACGGGGAAGAUCGUGGUGAUAUUCGCGGGAUACAGCGAGCCAAUGAAGCGUGUGAUCGCAUCUAACGAAGGGUUUUGCAGAAGGGUCACAAAGUUUUUCAACUUCAGCGACUUCAGUGCAAAGGAACUGGCGCAGAUUCUGCACAUCAAGAUGAACAGCCAGGGAGAGGACACUCUGUUCUACGGUUUCAAGUUGCAUGAGUCGUGCACUCUGCAGGAGAUAGCUUCAGUGAUUGAGAGAGAGACAACCGAGAAGAAGAGGAAGGAGAUGAACGGAGGGUUGGUGGACACGUUGCUGGUUAACGCGAGGGAGAAUCUUGAUCUCCGACUUAGCUUUGAUUGCGUCGACACUGAAGAGAUUUGUACCAUCAGGUUGGAGGAUUUAGAGGCUGGUCUUCGUGUUUUCUCUCAGUGAGAAGAUUACAGAUUCAAGAACCUGUAAUGGCCGAGUGUUGGUUAGUGUACUGAUUCAAUUCUUUACAUAUCAUAUUCUUUAUGUUUUGCAACUCUAUAGAUCUUACAGGAGGGAGAAGCUAUGGUUUUCACCCAUUCAUUGUCUCUGAUCGAUCUAUUUCUGUUGUGUUGCUACAUAUUUUCUCGUUUUUAUUUUACUUCUAUUUUGGGUAAUUAAUGAUUUUAAUUUUUUAUGAUAUUAUCAGAGAAACAUUUGGAUUCCAGUCCAAUCUUUUACAUGA
Molecule: messenger RNA, 1901 nt
Organism: Brassica oleracea var. oleracea
Lineage: Eukaryota; Viridiplantae; Streptophyta; Magnoliopsida; Brassicales; Brassicaceae
Product: protein CbxX, chromosomal
Exons: 7
Coding region: 170-1621 (483 amino acids)
Molecular function (GO): ATP hydrolysis activity; protein binding; ATP binding
Source: RefSeq, a predicted model, not a curated record